AUGAAAAGUAGAACAAAAAUCUUCUGGAAAAUCCUUCUAAUGAUUUCCUCACAGGUUCCUGGCUUUGGUGUUGCUGGCGGCAACACUCUUCGGCAGUUCAAUCUGAUCCUUAUACAACCUGUACAAAAUAAUAAGGAAGUUAUCGACGUACUAACGAGCAGAAAAGAGGAUAAAGAAGCUGUAGAGUUUCUUCGAUCAAUCGCCACUGCUUACUAG
Haemonchus placei is the source of this 216-nucleotide messenger RNA. The record is from the annotation of a GenBank genome assembly. NCBI's taxonomy places the organism in Eukaryota, Metazoa, Nematoda, Chromadorea, Rhabditida, Trichostrongylidae.